Molecule: messenger RNA, 402 nt
Organism: Emiliania huxleyi CCMP1516
Lineage: Eukaryota; Haptophyta; Isochrysidales; Noelaerhabdaceae
Exons: 3
Coding region: 1-402 (133 amino acids)
Source: RefSeq, a predicted model, not a curated record
AUGAUGGGCGGCAACAUGAUGGGCAACCCCAUGAUGCAGAGCCACAUGAUGCAGCGAGACCCACGCCUGCCCCGCAACGCACGCCCCGGCGACUGGAUGUGCAACUCGUGCAACAACCACAACUAUGCCGACAAGAUGGCGUGCAACCGCUGCAAGCUGCCGAAGGCCAUCGCCAUCGCUCUCAGCAGCAGCACGGCGAUGCAGAGCGCGCUCAUGGCGCACCUCUCGGGCGGGGGCAUGCAGGCGGCAGAGGCGCUGCUCGGCGCCGUGGAGCGAGGCGCGGCCACGAACGGCGUCCAGGGCGCGCAGGCUGCGCUCGGCGUCCACCCGCAGACGACGCACGAGGAGCUCGUCGCCGAGGCGUGCGGCACACCCGACGACCCUAGAUUAUCGUCCUUAUGA